CUGUGGGUGCUGUGUGGGGUGCUGUGGGUGCUGUUCCUGCCUCACAGGGUGCUGUGGGUGCUGCUCUGCGCUCCCAGGGUGCUGUGCCAGGUUCAUGGGGUGCUGUGGGUGCUCCGCCAGGGUUGUGGUGCUGUGCUGGUGUGCCUUGGUGUGAGGCUCAGGUGCUCAGCUCUGGGAGCGCAGUGGGAUGCCUGGGGCUCCUGGGCUCUGUGGGGAGCUGAUGGCAGCCUUCUGGAAUUUGCAUAAUUAAUUGCCUCACCAUAACCUAUUAAGUGUUGCCCUCACAGCCUCGUGCCCUUGCAGCUGUGAUUCACCCGGACUGGGAGCAUGAAGGGCAGACUGAUGCAUGUUCCCGGGGUCCCUGUACCUCUGGGGAAGUCUGUCCAUACAUCUCCCUGGAUUUAUCUUGGCCCUUUUUGGAAGCCGGACAUGGCACGUGGGACACGGCACAUCCCCCGCUUUGGGCUUGGCUGCUCCAGCUGUGGAUGUUGUGUGUGUAGGAGCUGCUCGGGCACCAGCACAGGCCAGCGCCUGGCUCCUCAGCUGACAGCCUUUGAUCCAGUGCCAUGACUGAUAACACAGCCACGAUUGAUAACACAGCCAGUGCCAGCUCCAGAGCAAAGUUUGUGUGUAACAACAGGGCCUGGAGGGAACUGUGGCCCUGGGGCAGGAGCAGCUCAGCCACUGGGAUGCAUUCAGGAAUAGGGGGCUGUGCAGGAUUGGGGCCAGGCUGUGCAGGAAUUAGCACUGCCCUUAAUUGCUGCUCAGCGAAGCAGAAUGGGAGCUGCUGGGGCACCAGCAGCCCACUCUGCCCUUGGCUGUGGCUGUUUCUGGGCGGAAGCUCAAGGCCAGCUUGGGUUUCUCUUCCUGCAAAGCUUUUUGCUUUAAUUAUUAACCAGUGCCAGGCAGUGCCGUGGCUUCUGGCUGGAGAUAAGCCAGGGCUGGGGAGAGGCUUGGGGGACCUUGCUGACCUCAGGCCCGCAGCCCCUGCAUGGUUCCUGUAGCACCUAUAAGUGCAGGUGGGGUAUAGGUUCUUCCAGAUCUGGUUUUAGGGGGGAUGAGGGUUUUGGGGAAGGGACAGACUCCUAGGAACCAUCUGUCUGUAUAGGACUCUCCCUGCCACUGGGGCUGUUCUCGUCCCGGGCUGGCCACGGCAGCCAGGGACCAUCCAGCUAAAAAUAACACCAGUAAAUAAAAUGCUUCCUCCUGGUCUGGCACGCAGGAGUGGAGGCACAGGGAGCUGGGACUUGCCUGGCCAUGGCUGCACAGCAGGACUGGCCCCAAGCCAGAGAGCUCUGGGCUGGUGCCACCGGCUGUGGGCCCGGCUGAGCACCCUCAGCACCACCCUGCCCAGCCCCUGAGGACACAGCAUCCUGUGGGGUCCCUGGUGCGAGCAGCAGGAUGUCACAGGGCCCUGCACAGUGUUGCCUUCACCUUCCACUUCCUCUUCCUCACCUAUGCCCUAUCUGUCCGGGCUGCAAUCAGCUGAGGCUGCCUGGCCCCUCCCUGGGCUGGGCAUGGCUAUAAAAUCCAGCGGCCAAGCAAAGGGUGUCACAAGGAUCUGGGAGCUGUUGGCAGGUGAGUGCAGGGGUGCCAGGGUUGGGCUUGGACAGUCUUGUCCGUCGGAUGCUGCUGCCAUCCCUGAGCUGCGGGUGGGAUCCUGCCUGGUUCCCGCAGGGCUCAGAGCUGGGUCUGGAUUUGGCCCCUACCCACCAGUUUUGGAUGAUACUUUUUGGGGAAGGCAAUGCUGUGGGGCAGAGCUGGGGGAGUGCAACCUUGCCCUGGGCACAGUAUGAGGUGCCCCCCCCUGGGGACAGAGGGGACUAAUGGGGGGCAGAGAAGCUGUUCGCAUGGGAUAUCCCUCUCCCUUGUCUGGAUGAUGCCAGGCUGGUCCCUCAGGGCAGGUGGACAUGGGGAGCAGAGGGGCUGAUGGGAGGCACAGGGUUUGUUCCCAUGGGAUAUCCCACUCCUCUGUCUAAGUGAUGCUGGGAUGGCCCCACUGGACAGGUGGACAUGGGGAGGGGGACCUGCCACCAGGAAAGCAAAGCCCAGGUGCCUGUGCCUGGCAGCCACCCAUGUCCCAGCCACCAGGAAGUAGUGGCCCUGGUGACACAGCCUUGAGUCACGCCAGAGGCUCUGGGUGACACCCUGUCUGGGACACCUGGGCCGGGAGGGGGAUGCUUGGAGAGAGGUAUCCCAGUCCCUGAACUGCCCCAUCCCUGUCCCCAGGCAGCAGCAGCGAUGGCAACGCUCUACCCCUCCCUGGAGGACAUGAAGGGCCAUCAGGUCCUGCAGGCACAGGCAGCUGCUGGGGUGAGGACCCCCCCCACCACAGUGGUCACGGAGAAGCCAAAGCUCACCUCGGGCACCGAGCCGCCCGUGCUGUACCCCAACCUGUCCGAGCUGGAGAACUACAUGGGGCUCGCACUCUCCAGCGAGGAGAUCCAGAAGAACCUGCACCCAGAGGACAACACUGCCCUGACCCCCGUGGGCCCCACCCCGGGCCAGCUGGUUGCCCCCCUGACCGGGAACAGCGUGGGGCUGCGGCGGGCAGAGAUCAAGCCGGGCGUGCGGGAGAUCCACCUGUGCAAGGACGAGCGGGGCAAGACGGGGCUGCAGCUGAAGAACGUCGACCAGGGCAUCUUCGUGCAGCUGGUGAAGGCCAACUCGCCGGCGGCGCUGGUGGGGCUGCGCUUCGGGGACCAGGUGCUGCAGAUCGACGGCAAGAACUGUGCGGGCUGGAGCAGCGACAAGGCACAGCGGGCACUGAAGAAGGCAAACCCCGAAAAAAUCGUCAUGGUGGUGCGGGACAGGCCUUUCCAGCGCACUGUCACCGUGCACAAGGACAGCACCGGCCACAUCGGCAUCGUGGUGAAGAAGGGGAAGAUCGUGUCGCUGGCCAAGGACAGCUCAGCUGCCCGCAAUGGGCUCCUCACCCACCACUGCAUCUGUGAGGUGAACGGCCAGAACGUCAUUGGCAUGAAGGAUAAACAGCUCACGGAGGUGCUGGCAGGGGCUGGGAAUGCGGUGACACUGACCAUCAUCCCCACUGUGAUCUACGAGCACAUGGUCAAACGGCUCUCAUCAGGGCUGGUGAAGUCAUCCAUGGACCACUCCAUCCCUGACCUGUGAUGCCAUCACUGCCUUCCUGGGGAGCUGACACUGGAAGCUGGGAGGAGCUGCUGAGGGGACCCCACAACAUCUGAAAAGCUUUUUUAGUGUGAAUCUCCUCAUCGCUCCAGAGGCUGGUGGCUGCUGGGUGGUUCUUCCUCUCCUCAGAAGGGGUGGGGCAGGUGUCCUGUCCCAGGGUCCCCAUGUCCCCCUGUCCCUGCUCAGGCCAGCCCCCCUCAGGGUGGAUGCCAAGGGCUGGCUCCAGCCAAAGCAGACACAGACCCAGCGACGUUUAUUACAUCCACCACAGAGAGUGAGUACAGGACAGGGGAAACAAGAAAAGGGGGGUUUACAGCUUUUUCAGUUCUGUAUUUAAAAAAUAUAUUAUAUAGAUUUGUCUUUCAAAUAUAAUCGUUACAUUUA
Pseudopipra pipra is the source of this 3534-nucleotide messenger RNA. RefSeq names its product syndecan binding protein 2 (gene SDCBP2). Gene Ontology annotation, molecular function: protein binding. The coding region runs from base 2242 to 3132 and encodes 296 amino acids. Lineage: Eukaryota; Metazoa; Chordata; Aves; Passeriformes; Pipridae. Gene Ontology annotation, cellular component: cytoplasm; plasma membrane. The transcript is spliced from 9 exons. The record is from RefSeq and is a predicted model, not a curated record.